Messenger RNA from Pseudovirgaria hyperparasitica, 1600 nucleotides. RefSeq lists its product as uncharacterized. Gene Ontology annotation, biological process: DNA replication; double-strand break repair via break-induced replication; mitotic DNA replication preinitiation complex assembly. The coding region runs from base 78 to 1469 and encodes 463 amino acids. NCBI's taxonomy places the organism in Eukaryota, Fungi, Ascomycota, Dothideomycetes, Acrospermales, Acrospermaceae. The record is from RefSeq and is a predicted model, not a curated record. Gene Ontology annotation, cellular component: DNA replication preinitiation complex. Gene Ontology annotation, molecular function: single-stranded DNA binding; DNA replication origin binding. The transcript is spliced from 3 exons.
CUGUCGGCCCUACACCCAAGGUUCAACAAACCAUUAUUCCGCCUUAUUCUUACCCUUACGCGUGGACUCCUGUAAUCAUGUCAGUGGGUCACCCAGAUACGAAGACGAGGAGCAACCAGCUCCGACAAGAAUUGAAAGACUGGGAAAAGCACUUUGCAGCAGCCAAUGCAGGCCGGAAAGCUAGCAGAGAUGAUAUCAAAGGCUGCCCUGACAUUGCGGCGAAAUACAAAGAGUAUAACAAACUCAGAGACAUCCUCUCUGGCAAGCCUGUUCUGCCACAAUCGCCUGUAGCUCCGAACAAACGCAAGUCAGUCGACAACAGCGUUGUAACCCCAUCGAAACGCCGUGCUAUACCCGCGACCCCAUCGAGAGACCGUAGAUUCAAUGUUGGGACUCCAUCGAAAGUCACUAAACUCAAUCUCACCGGCACGCCGUCAAUGAAGCUGGCCACACCGUCGAUCUCGCGGGUCAUAAUCGGGCCAACUCCACAGAGGAAUGGAGUUGCGAUCGGACUAUUUGACAUGCUGACAUCGGCAUCACCCCCGAAGGCUGAACGUACCGUGUUUGAAGAACUUCAGGUCAAUGUGCCUCAGACCCCGAGCCGAAAGCAACAUACCUUCCAAGAUGAGCCGUGUUCGAUUGGGAGAUAUAAAGGCAGUAGGACCCCCAUGUCUGACGGUAAAAAGUUCUUUUUCGACAAGUACAUCGCAACGCCGAUGAAAAGGAAGAGAGAGGAAGAUAUUGAAGAGACGUCUGAGCAUCACUCGACUCCCACAUUCUUGCGCCGCAACACCUCUUUCAACGCAAUACCAGAAGAGGAAGAGGAUACAUCUCCGCGAAAUGCGCCCUGGAAGAAGACUGGACUGGUCAGGAGUCUCAGCAGUAUGAUUAGAGGACUAAAAGAACGCAAAGAAGAGGAUAGAAGGCAAGAGCACCAAAGAGAGGAGGACCGACUUGACCAAGAGCUGGAGCUGUUAAGAGAGAUGGAAGCCGAGGAGGCUGGUGUCGAGUAUAGACCCUUGAAGAAGCCAAAGGUCCUUGUCCAAGACAGUCAGGCUACCGAGAUGCCCCUGGGACCGGAUCAACCUACUGAUUCGGAGGAAGACGAUAAUUUGGAGCGGCAACCCCUCAGGAUAUGGAAGAAGAAAGGCCAAAAGAGACAAACGAGACGAGUCAACAUGCGGCCAAAUCGUCUGAAGCCGUCUGCGGCCCCUGAAAUCGAUCAAGAAUCCUCGGACGACGAAGCAGCUGUUCCCGACACCCAACCCGGUGGGGGACUGCCUGAUCCCCCCAUUGAUCAUGUAACACCGGAAGAUGGAACCAAGGUCACAGAAGUGAAGGAAAAUGCAGGAAAGAAGGUACUUCGAAAGGUAACAGAACAUGUCCACGCAAAUUAUCGGCGACUCAAGAUCAAGAGUAAAAAUACCAAAGGGAAGGGGAAAGGUAGCUUCGGUCGUGGUAGACGAUAGCUACUGUUCUCACGAUAAACAUGUCUAUCUGAUAUCCAAACCUAUUUGCUUUAGGGACCAACAGACUGUACCCAUUCUAGUAAACUAAUAGGCUGUUCUCCCUCGAUCCAUGGAUCGCGGGUGUAUAAGUG